Messenger RNA from Erinaceus europaeus (western European hedgehog), 3682 nucleotides. RefSeq names its product progestin and adipoQ receptor family member 3 (gene PAQR3). The record is from RefSeq and is a predicted model, not a curated record. Gene Ontology annotation, cellular component: membrane. The transcript has 6 exons. Bases 160 to 1092 code for a protein of 310 amino acids. NCBI's taxonomy places the organism in Eukaryota, Metazoa, Chordata, Mammalia, Eulipotyphla, Erinaceidae. Gene Ontology annotation, molecular function: signaling receptor activity.
GAGCCGGGGCCGGGGCCUGGGCAGCGGCAGGGUGCGGGCGCCUCGCGCGGCGUCCGCGGGCUCCGGGGUGGGGGCGAGGGGGCGGCGGCGGAGCCCCCUCCCCGGGGAGGCGGGAUCGGAGGCAGCUCCCCAGUGGGGCAGCGGUGGCGGCCGGGCAGGAUGCAUCAGAAGCUGCUGAAGAGCGCGCAUUACAUUGAGCUGGGCAGCUACCAGUACUGGCCGGUGCUGGUGCCCCGCGGCAUCCGCCUCUACACCUACGAGCAGAUCCCCAUGUCCCUCAAGGACAACCCGUACAUCACCGACGGCUACCGGGCCUACCUGCCGUCCCGGCUGUGCAUCAAAAGCUUAUUUAUUUUAUCAAAUGAAACAGUAAACAUCUGGAGUCAUUUGCUGGGUUUCUUUCUCUUCUUCACCUUGGGAAUAUAUGACAUGACAUCUGUGUUACCUUCAGCAAGUGCAUCAAGAGAAGACUUUGUAAUUUGUUCUAUUUGUCUUUUCUGCUUCCAGGUCUGCAUGCUUUGCUCUGUGGGCUAUCAUCUUUUUUCCUGCCAUCGAUCAGAAAAAACCUGUCGAAGAUGGAUGGCACUAGAUUAUGCAGGGAUUUCUAUUGGAAUAUUGGGUUGCUAUGUUUCGGGAGUAUUUUAUGCAUUUUAUUGUAAUAAUUAUUGGCGGCAGGUGUACUUGAUCACAGUGCUUGCUAUGAUCCUGGCAGUGUUCUUCGCACAGAUCCAUCCCAAUUACCUCACUCAGCAAUGGCAGAGGCUUCGUUCUGUCAUCUUUUGUUCUGUUUCUGGAUAUGGAGUGAUCCCUACUCUUCACUGGGUGUGGCUCAAUGGAGGAAUUGGUGCUCCUAUUGUACAGGACUUUGCACCCCGUGUAGUUGUGAUGUAUGUUAUUGCUCUUCUUGCUUUCCUGUUCUACAUUUCUAAAGUUCCAGAAAGGUACUUUCCAGGACAACUAAACUACCUCGGAUCAAGCCACCAAAUAUGGCAUAUCCUUGCAGUAGUGAUGUUAUACUGGUGGCAUCAGUCCACAGUGUAUGUUAUGCAGUACAGACACAGCAAGCCUUGUCCUGACUCUGUUUCACAUUAGUGAAUUCAGGAUGUGUUCAGUUGUUAAGCAAUAUAUACAUAUUGGGGAGUUGUAUACCCCACUGUUUCUAAGAUUCCCAUUUGUCUUUCUUUUUUCUUCUUGUUAUAUCAAAGAGUACUUUAUAAAAAUGGAGAAUUAUACUUGGGGACCUGUAAUAGUAUCUACUUUAUGGGCCCUUAAAAUUACUAAUUUGCUGCUUGUGCAGAAAGUGAUCAUUAGUAGUCGGCAUUCAUAAGAAACAACUGAGUUAACAGCAGUGAAUGUGAAAGCAGUGUAGAUAUAAGACUUGUUUUACUUAACACCAGCUUAAUUUCCUUAGGGAAGGGCUCACCUCCAUUAUAUAGUGGAGACCUUUGUGUGACUACUUUAAUAGAAGAUAUUACAAUAGAUGAUCAAGUUCAAGUGCCUAAUCAAGGCGAGGGUUGCUACAGCCUGUGCUUAACACAAGCUAGGAUAGUGAUUUUGAAUAAUCACUAGCCUUUAAAUACACUAUGAGAACCCGGCACUUAAGUUAUUUUUUCCUUUAGCUGCAGGUUCUCUUUUUCCUAUGAGCACUGGCCUUUUUUUUAGUUGACUUGAACAAAAAUUUUAAAUGUCUUCUUUUAUGUUGAGAGAGUUGUUAAGAGGGAAAGAACACUGUUAUCUCCCAUCAAAAUAUAAUUAGAAAUCAAUUACAUGAUCAAGCAAAAUUAUAAUUAGCUCUUUUUAAUUUCACAUAAUUGAAUUCUUGCCACUGGAUUGUAGAUUUUUGGUUCUAACAUUCCUUUAGUACUAGUUUUCAAUACAGAUUUACAGUCCUAAAUUUCCUAAUGAGGUUCCCAUCUAUUUGGGUGCUACUUUCAAAGCCACAGAAUUCAAAUGGCCCCGUUUGACUCUGAAGUGAACCUUAAGCCUCAGAACACAGUUGUGCAAAUGCCCCACAUGGUGGCAUGCCUGGUCACUUGUGUUGUGGGUCUGUUUACAAAUGGCCUAGCAUUUUGUUGGUAGUUGACAGUAUUGGUGUGUAUUCUGUAAUAUUUGGGCUUGAAAUUUUAAACUUGCUUUUUAUAUUAUAUGCUCAAAAAGUCUGUCAGCACCUUAUCAUACAACAUGGAUUCUUUGCUCUUUACAUAUGCAUAAAUUAAGUCCUUUACAGGGCCAGUGGAUAGAUAGCUCACCUGGUAGUGCACAUACCUUGCCGUGCAAGAGCCCCAGCACAGCACAUGCCACAUAAUUUUAAGGGAAAUUUCAAAGCUGUGGUGUAUCUCUUUUUCGACCUGAAGUGUAUAAAAAAAAAAAAAAAAAAAGAAGUCAGUUCUGAAGCAGUAAUAUCUUAUAUGCAUGAGAUCCUAGCCUGCCACCCAAAAAUAUAAAAUUAAAACCUUUGAAUCUACAUUCAUAAAAACAUUAUUACCCAGGUUACUUAAUGGGUUGACUUGGAGCUGCUCUAAACACCAAUAUGAUUUUAGAACAUUGGAAUUUCAUAAUUCAAAGGUGAUAAUGGUGAAGCUUAUCCCCAAAGUGACAUUUGUACAUCUGCUACUUGGAAUGUUACUUUAAUGUGCCUCAGUUUAUACAUCUGUAAAGUUUUGUAUUUAUUUUCAAAGUAAUGCUUUUAGAAUAUAAACUCCCCAGUGUGGUGUCAAGAAUUUGACCCCAGUAGACUAAGCACUGUGUUGUACCCAUUAAUAUGGUGAAACAAUACUUGGAAAAUGGCUGUUUUAUUUAAUGUACUAAGUGACAGAAGAUUUUGAUGUAAUGAUACUAAGAUUUUUUUUAAAAAUCAGACUUGUAUGACAGUGUUGCUUCCUAAAAAUUUUUUGACAUUGCUAUUAAGUAGCUAUUUUUGCCACAAACAAAAUUGCAGUGCAGUAUAAUGAACAAGUCUGGUGAAGUCUAGCAUCAUCUUUAUGAUAAACAUCUCAGAAUUAGAAAGUAUUGAAUGUUCAUUUUUUUCCUGUUUCCUGCCUUAGUGAUGAAUCAUUUCAUACUUGCCAUCUCAACUAGCAAAGUACAUUUUAAAAUUAAAAAGCAUACUGAUCUGACCACCAUACGGAGCAUAUCGCCAUAUAAAUGUUUCAGGUUUUUAUGAAAACUUUAAAUAUUGUAAGAAAGCUCUCCUGUCACUAUUAUGUUUAUUGCGGUGUAUUAUAAAAUAGGAAAUGAAUGUGGACUGUCAAACAUUUCUGUACAUUAACGUGUACUGACCACCUACUGUGUGCAUCACUACUGGCAAAAUUUUAAGACAUUGUCAACAUUAAAGCCUAACAACUAUUUUAAAAUCACCAAUAAAUCUGAGCCCUGAAAUAAUGUAUAAGUUAUUUUUGUUUUAUAAACUUAUUAAAAUAAGGUUAAAUGUACACUACUGAGCUACAGUACUAGUCUUAAUUUUACUGGUAUGUAAACUAUAGAAACUCUUUAUGAAUGCAUUUUUAAACUAUCCAUGUCUGUUUUAAAUUGUCUAUAUUAGGCCACAGUUAAUUCAUUUAAGAGAAAAUUAUCUAUAGCCAUUUUCAAAUACAAGAUAAUGGUUGUCUUUUUUGUUAGCACACUGAGUACCACUCAGUAAGCUGCAUGGCAAAAUAUUGUGUAAAUAAACUGGGUUUACUAU